AUGUUUCCAUCAACAACACAAGAAACUUUAAUUGAAGACGAGAUUCCAAUGACGCACGCAGGGCUUUUACGUUCUAUAUCAGCAUUAGGUACAAAUGACUUUAAUGAGUUUAUUGCAGACCAAUAUGGAGGAUGUUGGGGUACACUUAAAUUUGAAGAUACAUUAAGUGAUUAUUCAAACGACGCUCGAUCAUUUUUUUAUGUCGAUGACAAUAUCGAUUUACAUGUAUUACGUCAAUUUAUGAUAAAUGAAUGGCAAUUGCAAUC
Messenger RNA from Adineta steineri, 266 nucleotides. NCBI's taxonomy places the organism in Eukaryota, Metazoa, Rotifera, Eurotatoria, Adinetida, Adinetidae. The record is from the annotation of a GenBank genome assembly.